Messenger RNA from Pongo pygmaeus (Bornean orangutan), 6762 nucleotides. It is a transcript of the gene RAPGEF1, whose product is annotated as Rap guanine nucleotide exchange factor 1. The coding region runs from base 244 to 4035 and encodes 1263 amino acids. The record is from RefSeq and is a predicted model, not a curated record. Gene Ontology annotation, biological process: Ras protein signal transduction. Gene Ontology annotation, molecular function: guanyl-nucleotide exchange factor activity. The transcript is spliced from 27 exons. Gene Ontology annotation, cellular component: plasma membrane. NCBI's taxonomy places the organism in Eukaryota, Metazoa, Chordata, Mammalia, Primates, Hominidae.
GCUGCGCUGCGGCCGGCUCGCGGGCCGGGGGAGCGGCGGCGGGCGCGCGGGAGGCGGAGCGGCGGCGGCGGGCGCGGCGGGAGCGGCUGGGCCCGGGCGGGCUGGAGCGCGGUCGCCGAGCGCAGGGCCGCGGCCGCGCGGAGCCCGCCAUGCCGGCGCGGGUCUGAGGCGUGGCGAGCCAGGGCCGAGGCGAGCGGCGGGCGCGCCGCCCCUGUCGCCCCGCGGCGGCCCGGCCCGGGCCCUAUGAGCGGCGGCCUCGGCCUCCGGCGCAGCCCGGAAAUGUCCGGCAAGAUCGAGAAAGCAGACUCUCAGCGUUCUCAUCUCUCUUCCUUCACCAUGAAGCUGAUGGACAAAUUCCACUCACCCAAAAUCAAGAGAACGCCAUCAAAGAAGGGAAAACCAGCUGAGGUGUCCGUAAAGAUUCCAGAGAAGCCUGUGAACAAAGAGGCAACAGACAGAUUUCUACCAGAGGGCUACCCUCUCCCCUUGGAUCUGGAGCAGCAGGCAGUAGAAUUUAUGUCCACCAGUGCUGUGGCUUCCAGGUCUCAAAGGCAGAAGAACCUGAGCUGGCUGGAGGAGAAAGAGAAGGAAGUUGUCAGUGCCCUGCGCUACUUUAAGACCAUUGUGGACAAAAUGGCAAUUGAUAAGAAGGUACUGGAGAUGCUUCCAGGGUCAGCCAGCAAGGUGCUGGAGGCCAUCUUACCCCUGGUGCAGAACGAUCCUCGAAUUCAGCACAGCUCAGCCCUCUCUUCCUGCUAUAGCCGAGUGUACCAAAGUCUGGCCAACCUCAUUCGCUGGUCUGACCAAGUGAUGCUGGAAGGUGUGAACUCAGAAGACAAGGAGAUGGUGACGACUGUGAAAGGGGUCAUCAAGGCUGUGCUGGAUGGAGUGAAGGAGCUGGUCAGGCUCACCAUCGAGAAGCAGGGACGUCCGUCUCCGACGAGCCCCGUGAAGCCCAGUUCCCCUGCCGGCAAGCCUGAUGGCCCAGCAGAGCUUCCCCUGACGGACCGCGAGGUAGAGAUCCUAAACAAGACGACUGGGAUGUCACAGUCAACUGAGCUCCUCCCAGAUGCCACGGAUGAAGAGGUCGCGCCCCCCAAGCCUCCCCUGCCUGGCAUUCGGGUGGUUGAUAAUAGUCCUCCACCAGCAUUGCCACCCAAGAAAAGACAGUCGGCGCCGUCCCCUACCCGAGUGGCUGUGGUGGCCCCCAUGAGCCGAGCCACCAGUGGCUCCAGUUUGCCUGUUGGAAUCAAUAGGCAGGAUUUUGAUGUUGACUGUUAUGCACAGAGGCGACUGUCAGGAGGCAGCCACUCGUAUGGUGGAGAGUCGCCCCGCCUCUCCCCCUGCAGCAGCAUAGGCAAGCUCAGCAAGUCAGACGAGCAGCUGUCCUCUCUGGACAGGGACAGUGGGCAGUGCUCCCGGAACACAAGCUGUGAAACACUAGACCACUAUGAUCCCGACUAUGAAUUCCUCCAGCAAGACCUCUCUAACGCAGACCAGAUACCUCAGCAGACGGCCUGGAACCUUAGCCCGUUGCCAGAGUCUUUGGGGGAGUCUGGGUCUCCAUUUCUUGGCCCUCCUUUCCAGCUGCCUCUUGGUGGCCAUCCCCAGCCAGAUGGACCUCUGGCCCCAGGGCAGCAGACAGAUACGCCACCUGCUCUCCCCGAGAAGAAGCGCAGGAGCGCAGCCUCCCAGACGGCGGACAACUCUGGCUGCAGGGUGUCCUACGAGCGGCAUCCCUCGCAGUAUGACAACAUCUCUGGGGAGGACCUGCAGAGCACAGCCCCGGUCCCAUCUGUCUCCUACGCGCCCUUUGCUGCUAUUCUGCCCUUUCAGCAUGGAGGUUCCUCAGCCCCUGUCGAAUUUGUGGGUGAUUUUACUGCUCCUGAAUCAACGGGUGACCCAGAAAAACCACCUCCUCUACCAGAGAAGAAAAACAAACACAUGCUGGCCUACAUGCAGUUGCUGGAGGACUACUCGGAGCCACAGCCCUCUAUGUUCUACCAGACGCCGCAGAACGAGCACAUCUACCAGCAGAAGAACAAGCUCCUCAUGGAGGUAUACGGCUUCAGCGACUCCUUCAGUGGGGCGGACUCCGUGCAGGAGCUGGCCCCGCCGCCCGCCCUACCCCCCAAGCAGCGGCAGCUGGCCUCCUGUGCUGCUUCUUCCUUCUCCUCUGUCUCCUACUGUGUCCAGCAAACUAAAGUGGCCUUCACCCCCGAGGACGGCAGUGCCGCUCAGGGCCUCAGUGUGUCCGUCUCUAACUCCUUUCUCAGCCGGCACGGCAGCUUGCCUGUGCCCUCGUAUAAGUCUGUGUUUAGGUCCUACUCCCAGGAUUUCGUGCCUCACCACCAAGCUUCCGUUCCGCCUUUCCUUCCGCCUACCUCCUCUUCCUCUCCACAUUUCCCACCUGCCCACCAGUCUCAGAGCUCUGACUUAGCCGUGCCAACCAUGGCCGGUCCACCUCCCAGCACCGUGGACGGGCCUCUCUCGGCUUCUCAGGAGAGCAGCUUUCAUGGGAAUACUGUCUGCCUUCCUUCCGAAACCUCUUUCACUGACUCGAGUGAAAACGCCAGUGAGGAAGCUGGUGAGGGUGAAUAUGUCAAUCUGUAUUCCUCUGGCCAGAGCAGCGAGGAGCUGGCUCCCUCUCGAGGAGAGCCACUGGCUGGGAAAGACGGACAUCCCAGAGAUCCCUCAGCGGUCAGCGGCGUCCCUGGGAAGGACGGCAGAGACGGCAAUGAGAGGGCCCCAAAGUCACCAGAUGCUCUGGAGUCGGCUCAGUCAGAGGAGGAAGUGGACGAGCUGUCCCUCAUCGACCACAACGAAAUUAUGUCCAGGCUGACGCUCAAGCAGGAGGGUGAUGACGGGCCGGACGUCCGCGGAGGAUCUGGGGACAUCUUAUUGGUCCAUGCUACUGAGACUGACAGGAAAGAUUUGGUGUUGUACUGCGAGGCGUUCCUGACCACCUACAGGACCUUCAUCUCCCCAGAGGAGCUCAUCAAGAAGCUGCAGUACAGAUACGAGAAAUUCUCUCCCUUUGCCGACACAUUCAAGAAGCGCGUCAGCAAGAACACGUUCUUCGUGCUGGUACGGGUGGUGGAUGAGCUGUGCCUGGUGGAGUUGACAGAAGAGAUCCUGAAGCUGCUGAUGGAACUGGUCUUCCGCCUGGUGUGCAACGGGGAGCUGAGCCUGGCUCGUGUGCUCCGGAAGAACAUCCUGGACAAAGUGGACCAGAAGAAGCUACUCAGGUGUGCCACCUCCAGCCAGCCCCUGGCGGCCCGGGGGGUAGCAGCCAGGCCGGGGACCUUGCACGACUUUCACAGCCAUGAGAUAGCGGAGCAGCUAACGCUGCUGGAUGCUGAGCUCUUCUAUAAAAUAGAGAUUCCUGAGGUUUUGCUUUGGGCAAAAGAGCAGAAUGAGGAGAAGAGCCCCAACUUGACCCAGUUCACGGAGCACUUCAACAACAUGUCCUACUGGGUCCGGUCCAUAAUCAUGUUACAGGAAAAGGCCCAGGACAGGGAACGGCUGCUCUUGAAGUUCAUCAAGAUCAUGAAGCACUUGCGGAAGCUGAAUAACUUCAACUCCUACUUGGCCAUCCUCUCUGCCCUGGACUCGGCGCCCAUCCGCAGGCUGGAGUGGCAGAAGCAGACUUCAGAGGGCCUGGCCGAGUACUGCACACUGAUCGACAGCUCGUCCUCCUUCCGAGCCUACCGGGCCGCCCUCUCGGAGGUGGAACCGCCGUGCAUCCCGUACCUGGGGCUGAUCCUGCAGGACCUGACCUUCGUUCACCUGGGAAACCCAGACUACAUCGACGGGAAAGUGAACUUCUCCAAGCGGUGGCAGCAGUUCAACAUCCUCGACAGCAUGCGGUGCUUCCAGCAGGCGCACUAUGACAUCCGGAGGAACGACGACAUUAUAAACUUCUUCAAUGACUUCAGUGACCACCUGGCUGAGGAGGCCCUAUGGGAACUUUCUCUGAAAAUUAAACCCAGGAACAUAACAAGGAGAAAAACAGACCGGGAAGAGAAAACCUAGGAGCAGACGCCGGGAUCGAGGAGAAUGCUCGAGGGGCGCGGAGGGCAGCUCCCAGACUGGAGAGGACCUUGGACCUGUUAGGCGCAUGGCAGGAGUCCCGGCCUCGGAGCCACGAGGCUGGCCAGGCCUCAGCGGGGCUGGGCAGGAGCUGGAGCCUGCCAGCCGCUUCCUGCCUCCUUCCUCUGUGGGAGCAGACCCGUGGGCCUCAGGGCAGCCAGCAGGCAGGUCUUGUUGCCAAUUUGCAAACCGGUGGUUUUCUGGUUUGGUUUUGUUUUCUGCUUUUACUUCCAUCUCUCCCCUCUUGACCUUACACCCACUCCCCUCCAGGGAGAGAGCAGCAGAGACCUCAUCAGCAGACCAAGGAAAUGGUGGGUGCUCCCCCUCCCUAAGCUCCAGGGUCCCCGAAUCUUCUGAAAUCUCAAAUGAGUGGAGGCCUUCUGGGGUGGGCUGUCCUCCAGGGGCCCUGGAAUGGGGGCAAGCAGCUGGAUGGGCAGAAUGCAGAGUAGACUCGGGGGAGGGUCCUUUCACUUUCCACUUCCGCUUCUGAUGCAUGGAGGAUGGUGUGAGCUUUUUCAGCAGGCCAGGAAAGGUACGCAGGUGACGCCUUAGCAGCCCCGCAGCUGGUGCUCUGCCCCACGGUACUGGCGCCAUCAGGGCCUCCCUUGCUCGCCUGAGAGCAGCAACAGUCUCUGUUAUCCCAUCGCCGCUCACCGCCUACCCCAGGCCACCAGGCCCCUCCCACACCACCUGGGGAGCAGAGAAGAGAAGGCUGGAGUAAGGGAGGACUUGAUCAUCCAAGAAAUACGUUUUAUUGCUGGGAGUCUUCUGAACCUCACCAAACUGAGGCCAGAGCUGAGCUCCUGGGGGAGUUAAUUCAGAGGGGAGAGGCCAGCACCUCCCUCCUCCAUCGCUCGCUGUGUGCCUUAAACUCCAUCUCCUGUCCCUCCCCAUCCCCUGGCUUUCCCUCCCUCCUUGCCCCAUCCUGGGCCGGCCAGCGGGGCUCCUCCUCUGGCUCUUCCGACUUUUCAGCCAGUGCUGUCAGUGCCCCUGGGAGGGAAGGGCAUCCCUGAGGCACCCGAGUGGGCCCUCGGGGUGCAGGGAGGCAGAAGUCUGGCCACAGUGGAGCCUCCGAAGGCAGCAGCUGCAGCAGGCGCACCCUCUCCCCACUCUCCCCACGCCAGAGUGGCUUCCAGAGCAGAUGCUGUUUCCAUCCUCCUCAUCAAAACCGUUCUCGCUGCUGAGCUUGACAAUCUGGGCCAGGCUUGUGGGGCGCUUGGCAAACAGAAUCUGCCCUGUGCCGCCUGGCUCCGUGGCCUCCAGCCUGAGCCUGCAGGCAGGGCGCUGCGGGAACCCAGUCGUGCUGCCCCAGCCCAUGCCUCCGGGUCUGCUGUGCAUGAAUGAGUGCUCACUUGUCCCGGGUUUAGGACGUGGUCAAGUGAACAGCAGGGUCUAACUGUGCUUACUUAGCCCAGUUCAAACAGAACAAAGGAAAAAUAGAGAAAGCAACAUCUGUUGAUCAUUUAGGAUUUUUUUUAAACAACCAUGUCACUUUGAGUCCUUCAUGGGUUUUUGAACAGGAUUUAUCAAGAAGAAAAUGUGGGCUUUUUCCCCUCUCCCGUGUUUUGUUUGUCCUGUAGAUAGAGGGAGGAAAGCCGUGCAGUGGCAGGCGGGACCCCCUCUGGCGGCGGGACCCCCUCUGGCGGUGGGACCCCCCUCUUGCAGUGGUCCUGCGGGGCCAGCCGGGACCUCUCAUUUUAUUAUUUAAGGAGUGUGUGUGUAGAGUCGCUGGCUUAUUAACAGUAUUGUGUGUGGGUUGGGUUUUUAGUUUGUUCCUUCUUUUUGAAGUCCCUUCAUUUCAAUCCUUGCCUCUCUCACCCCUUCCCUUGCCCAGCUCUGUUGAAUGCUGCUGUGCGCGUGUGAGGGCCGCUCUGCACACAGGGCCCUUGGGUUGUGUGAACUGAAAUUCUCCCUAUAUUUGUGAGACUCGUAGGAGUCCCCCUCUGUAGCACAGGCAAUGCCAGUGCCAUGCUGCAGCCUCAGAAACCAGGCCUCUCACCCCAGCAGCAGGCGGAACCAUGUCUGGUUGGGUGCUAUCCACAGCUCUGUCUGCCUUGUUCUUGGGUUUGAGCCGGGUAGAGGUGGGGUCUCUUCACCUUCCCCAAAUUCAGAACAGACCCUGUGCCUGGCCCCAGUGUGCCCAAGCAACUCCCCAGGCCCUCGUUGGGAGCCCUUGGUGUUCUGAGCAGCAGGGCCCAGGCAGCACAUGAGCAGUGCCCGGGGACUCCCUGCGUGAGGACGGCAAGGUGCGAUGUAUGUCUAACUUAUUGAUGGCAGGCGUCCCCCUGCGCCCCCUGCGCCUGGCCCUGGUUAUUGCUGAGCUCUGUGCUCAGUGCUGCGGCCUGGCCAUGGCUCAUCUGUUCCUUUGGGGGGCCCAAGCGGGUUGUGGGAAUCAGUCUUCACAGACAGACAUGAGCCAGGCAGAGGACUCGUUCCUUGCAGAGGUCAGUCCUCACCUGCAGGUGUCGGGAGGGGCAAGGAGGGGCAGGCACACACCAUGUCUGACUUGAACCCGAUUCUGGGGAGCAUCUUCCCGCUCCGGCCCCACGACCUCCACAGGGUUACAUUGUAAUAUAUAUGCCCCAGCUAACCUGUCUGAUGGUGGCAUCUUCCUGCAGACAUUUCAAACAUGUAACUUUUAUAUGAAAAAAAUAAACACAGAUGAAAGCU